Electrophorus electricus (electric eel) is the source of this 1663-nucleotide messenger RNA. RefSeq names its product quinoid dihydropteridine reductase a (gene qdpra). Gene Ontology annotation, biological process: tetrahydrobiopterin biosynthetic process; L-phenylalanine catabolic process. The record is from RefSeq and is a predicted model, not a curated record. Gene Ontology annotation, molecular function: 6,7-dihydropteridine reductase activity; NADH binding; NADPH binding. Gene Ontology annotation, cellular component: cytoplasm. NCBI's taxonomy places the organism in Eukaryota, Metazoa, Chordata, Actinopteri, Gymnotiformes, Gymnotidae.
GUCUCUCCCUAUCUUUCAGCUAGGGCUUGACUGAGCUCGUCAUCGGUCGUAGUUUUCCAAAGCGAAGAGAAAGCAUGGCAGCUACGGUAAAUAACCGUGUCAUCGUUUACGGAGGGCGAGGAGCGCUCGGCUCAGCUUGCCUUCAUUAUUUUAAGACCAAAGGAUGGUGGGUCGCAAACGUUGACAUAGCAGUGAAUGAGGAAGCGGACGCAAACGUCCUUGUAAAGCUCUCCGAGUCUUUCACUGAACAAGCAGAUCAGGUGACGUCGGAUGUGGCUCAGUUGCUGGGGGAACAGAAGGUUGAUGCCAUUGUAUGUGUAGCAGGGGGAUGGGCCGGUGGAAAUUGCAGCUCAAAAGACCUGUAUAAGAACAGUGAUUUGAUGUGGAAACAGAGUGUAUGGACCUCCACCAUUUCCAGUCACCUGGCAUCUCUGUACCUGAAGACAGGAGGUCUGCUCACACUAGCUGGGGCAAAGGCGUCGAAGUCCGCAACACCAGGCAUGGUGGGCUACGGAAUGGCUAAGGCAGCAGUGCAUCAGCUGUGUCUAAGCCUGGCUGAAGAGGGCAGUGGACUUCCUGCUGGUGCCACAGUGGUGGCCAUCCUCCCAGUUACCUUGGAUACGCCAAUGAACAGGAAAUUCAUGCCCAAUGCAGAUUUCAGCAGCUGGACACCGCUGGAAUACAUUGCUGAAACCUUCCACAGCUGGGCCACUGGGUCAGGGCGGCCAGCUUCAGGCAGUCUGAUCCAGCUGGUGACUACAGGAGGAAAGACAGAGGCCAGCCCAGUUCAGUAAGGCCACAGGGAAGAGGAGAGGAAGAGAAAAGAGAAAAACAUUCACCCUUACACUUUGCUGCUGAAAGAUAAAACACAAAUUUUUGUAGUGAGAGAGGAAAGAGGACUUUCAUCCAUUCAGCCUUAUAGUAUUUGAACACAUAAUCCCCUGCAAAACCUAUUUGUCUAUAUGUCUUGCACUCAACACAGUUCUUGUCUGUUACUGGGUGAUUAUCUUAAAGUCGCAUUGUCAUUUACUGUCAUUUUUAAAGUGCUUAUAUUAAGAGUAUUGUAUACAAACAUUUAGUCUUGAAGACUACGCAACAAAACUGACUUACCCCACCAUGAGCAAAUAUGAAGAGCCUGUUGUUUGGUGAUAAUGAUUAAAAUUGAGAAACAAAACAGUUGCAAACAUCUAGCUACCGGCAGUUUGUUCUUGCAUUUGCAGCUACAUCUAAAAAUAGAGUCACAAUAUCUCCUCAGCCUUCCAUUAGCUUAACAACAAAUCAAGUGUACACACUGGAGUGUACUUUUAGUGGCUGCUUACAAAUGAUGACAGGUACAAAAUGUACAGUUCAGCUUUACAAAACAGUGGUGUGUGUGUGUGUGUGUGUGUUUAUGUGUGUGUUUGUGUGUUCUGUUGUUAACCAUGGUCAGUGGGCAUUGUUAACCAAAUGUUCUGUGUUAACCAUCCAAAUCUUGCCUAUAGCAUCUGUGUGUUCUGGCUAUGUGUUCUAGUGCAUAUGUAUGGACCACGCUUAAAAUGUAACACCUCUAUUAUAAUCCACUGUUUGAGCCUCAAUUUGUAUAAACUUCAGAAGUCUUGUUAUUGUUAUUCAGAUAUUUCAUGUGAGUCUGGGUUGGGGGACUAAAACGGAAGCAGUAGCAAAA